UGUAAUACUUUGAAAGAUUAAUCUAAAAAUAUAAACUCUUUUUUAUUUUUUUCAUUCAUAAAAUCAUCAUUUUAGACAUUGUCGAUCUAUGUAUUAAUCUUUCAGGAAGAAAGUAAAAUAAAAUGAUAUUAACCAAAUUUAUCAAAUUUACACACAUUGAUCAGUAGUUGUAACAGCCACACCUACCGCUGUAUAACACGCACAAUGUCAGAACACGACCCGCGGUGUCAGAUUUUCUUGGAGGACAAGUGUCGUAGGGCGAUAGAGAACUGUCACCCGGAACAGGCAUGCGUUCCUGCGGACAUGACUCGCGUCCCGAUCCGCGCUCCGCCUCCAAUGAACCGGAUGGACAUCAACUGCGGCUGCCCUCCCAUGGCUGGUCAAGAGUAUUGCUGCAACAUGCCGGGCACCGUGGAGACACGAAUUUUGAGGCGCCCGAUGAGAUGUGUCCGACCCCCGUGUAACUACUGUAUCCCAGCUGUACCAUGCAAUGAUCCACCGAAAAAGCCCUACCGACCACGCCGAGACCCACUGUGUUUUGACUGGACGGUGCAUGAAGUUGGCCCCAACGACAGCUACGGCCACCAUGGGCUCAACUGGUACGACUGGGGCAAGAUGAGGGAGCUGCACCAGGAACACCCCACCUUCUCAACGACACGUUUUACGCACCCAGGUCUGUCCGAAGGCGUUGGUUUGAUCACCACACGGGAGUAUCUGUGUCGUCUGCCACUCAUGUGCUACUCACGAUCGCCGUCGUCCGUCAAGAAAGAGCCGUUCGCACAGGAUGUCGACUACUUCCCGGACUGGAGGUCCUGUACAGGCAAGACCACGGCACCUUGGAAACCUCCGUACGCCCAGUGGGCCACAAAUCAGAAUCUUUAAACAUCGUCAGUGGACCUGCACUUUCCAAAAUCAAAAUUGUGAAACCAGACAUCAAAAUAAAAGUGAUUCUCAUUGGUCAAUAAACGUAUAAUUGUUUUCUAGGCGUAGUC
Messenger RNA from Biomphalaria glabrata, 992 nucleotides. RefSeq lists its product as uncharacterized. Lineage: Eukaryota; Metazoa; Mollusca; Gastropoda; Planorbidae. The record is from RefSeq and is a predicted model, not a curated record. The coding region runs from base 205 to 882 and encodes 225 amino acids. The transcript is spliced from 4 exons.